Molecule: messenger RNA, 976 nt
Organism: Chironomus riparius
Lineage: Eukaryota; Metazoa; Arthropoda; Insecta; Diptera; Chironomidae
Source: the annotation of a GenBank genome assembly
CUUUUGAAACAUAAAGAUGGCUCCUAAUAUUAGAGAACUAAGUCCAGCUCUAGAGAAAAUUGCUAGAGAAGAGCUUAAUGAGGAUCCAACACAGAUUCAACAAAUUCUUGAUCAGUUCAGAGAAUGGAUAAGAAAGUCACCACAUUUAAGAGCAAGAACUGAUGAUCAAUUUUUGAUCUCAUUCUUAAGAUGCAGUAAAUACAGUCUUGAAAAAGCUAAGCAAAAAUUAGACAUGUUCUACACAAUCCGUGAACAUUCUCCUGAGUUUUUUGGAGAUCGUGACCCUGACAAAAUGAAUUUGCGGGAAUUCAUGAAGAUUAGUUCAAUGAUUCCAAUACCAACAACAUGGUCUGAAGGAUCACCACGUGUUAUUUUAGCACGCCCAGGCGGUUACGAUCCUGAUAAGUUUAAGAUGGAAGAUGUUAUGAAGUCAUUCUUGCUAAUCAAUGAUCUACUUCAUGAAGAGGAUGAUCAGAUGAUUAUAGCUGGUCAGAUUAAUAUUGUAGACUUAAAAGGAGCUACAUUGGCGCAUUUUACAUCAUUUACACCACAGCAUAUGAAGAAAAUGACAAUGAUGAUGCAAGAUGCAAGUCCAUUCAGAUUGAAAGCUAUUCAUUAUGUCAAUGUUCCAUCAUUUUUUGAAAAAUUCUUCAACAUUAUCAGGCAGUUCUUGAAUGAGAAAAUUCGAUCAAGAAUUUACUUUCACGGAAAUGAUUUUGAAUCACUUUUCAAAGUCAUCCCAAAGCAUAUUCUACCAAAAGAGUAUGGAGGAGAUGGUGACUCAAUGGACAACAUAACAACAUAUUGGGAAAAUAAAAUUUUUGCUAACAGACAAUUCCUUAUAGACCAAACCACAAAGUAUGGCGUUGAUGAAAAGAAGAGAAUUGGAAGACCUAAAAAUCCUGAAAGCUUAUUUGGAAUUGAUGGAACUUUCAGAAAAUUAGAAAUCGAUUAAUAAAGUUUUGAAAAUAAAGAA